AUGAGCCCUCCUCAAUCUUGGGCUUCUCUCAUGGCGUCCUUGCUGCUUCUCGCCUCUCUGCACCAAGCUCUUGCUGGCCCUGCUACAUAUUGCAAACCAGUUCCUUCGUCAAUAAACUGGCCUGCACAGUCCGCAUGGCAAGAGCUGAAUAAGACGGUGUCUGGCAAGCUUUUUGCGGACGUCCCUCCUGGAUCUGUCUGUCAUCCGGAAAGUGCAUUGUUCAACAACGCCACAUGUGCCUUUGUUCUUUCCCAAUGGACCGACUCGAACUUUCAUGCUAACAACCCCAUCUCCGUUGACUACAACGACGAUGGAUGUCUGCCGUCACCUCUGGCACCUUGUUCGGCGGCUGCUUACCCGUCAUAUGUUAUACACGCCACCAACGCCUCUGAUGUACAGGCAGCAGUGAAAUUUGCCUCAAACACAGGAGUGCGAUUGAUAGUCAAAGGAACUGGUCACGAUCUCCUGUCCAGGUCCUCUGGUGGACAGUCUUUGUCUAUCUGGACCCACAAAAUUGUGGGUAUCUCAGUGAACACCAGUGAUACCCGAGCUCUGCCUUAUGGUGGAGUUGGCUCAGUCAAGAUUGCUGCUGGAUCAAGGAUGUUCGAAGUUUACCAAGCAGUAGCAAAACACAACCUUACAGUUAUUGCAGGCGGUGAUAUGUCAGUUGGUAUCGGCGGAUGGGUCCUUGGAGGUGGCCAUUCCCCAAUAAGCUCUACAUAUGGACUCGGAGCCGAUCAAGUUCUUGAAAUAGAAGUUGUCACUCCAGACGGCAAAUUUCUCACCGUCAACGAAAAGUCACAUCCUGAUUUGUUCUGGGCUAUGCGAGGGGGAGGAGGCUCGACUUUCGGUGUUCUCAUCAGCGUUACCAUGAAGGUAUAUCCGACGCUUCCUGGUAGCCUUACGAUAUUUUGGUUCAACACAACCAGCAACAGCGACACUUUUUGGUCGAUUUCUACUUAUUUUACGUCGCAAGUGCCCAAAUUAUCCGACAAAGGAGCCAACGGCUAUCACUAUUUCAUACCAUAUUAUGCUUCAAAUCCUCCCAAUCAAGCCGGCAUGAUUUUCGGUGGAUACUUCUUCCCAAACAAAACACCAGCACAGGCAACCAUUAUCAUGGACCCGGUUAUUACCAAGAUCAACACUACAAAUUGGGGUGACGAGGUCUUUGUUUCAAAUUACACCAUUCCAAUCUCGGAUUUCACCAAAUUCUGGAUGACUAACCAGCCUGAGGCUGUUGGACCAUCAGAGCGUUUGGGUUCACGUCUUCUGACCCGUGGCGCUCUUACGGGCAACCAAACGUCACUGAAUAAUGCUCUACGCGUGGCCUCAAAUGGCACCUGGACACUACUUAACCAUCUUGUUGCCGGCCAAGGUGUUCGAAAUGCUAAAAUCCCAGGUGGAAACAACUCAGUAUGUCCCGCGUGGCGAAACAAUACCUAUAUUCAUUUCGUUACCUACCGAAAUUGGACGCCCUUGAACCAAACCCAAAAGACCUCUGUAACGAACGAACUACGCAACAGCGCUAUCGAAGCCUUGCGCGUCCUCGAUCCGUAUACUGGUGCAUAUGUCAACGAAGCUGACCCAACUGAGCCCAAUUGGCAAACCACCUUCUGGGGCUCCAACUACCCGCGACUCUUGGCUCUAAAGAAGCAAUACGAUCCCAAGGGCAUAUUCUGGUACGAUCCAAAUAUCCAUGUUACCCUAAGAAAGGAGCUUCUGGCUGGUGGGAAUUCUGGCUCAGUCGGAUCAGGCGAUACAGGACUGUCCUUCUCAGAACAUCCAGCUCGAAGAGCCAAUCAAGACGAUGAAGAUUCUCUGGAGACAAUUCUUACAGCCACUGGCCGGCUCUGCCUCGAUGAUGGAGGUAGAUGGCGCUACCAUGGUCAUUCAUCAGGUCCAGUCUUUCUUCAAGGUCUUGGAGAACGUUUUGUGGAACAAGGUGUCAGAAACGCUGAAGUUGGUGCGGUGUUCACUCCCCUCCAGAGCGUUCCGUGGUCUCCCAAAAGUCCAUCUCCACCUCCUGGACCAGGAAUCGCUCUACUAUUGCCGCCGAAGGGAACGGCACAGAAACUUGUCGAUUGCGCUCUUGGUCACGGGUGUGCGGUCCUUUCGUUCAUCCACCGACCCACAUUCAGUCAACUAUUUGACUGGGUGUACGAGACAGAACCCGAGAACUACGGCAUCCAAGACGCCAGGCCUCGUGCGUUGGUGUACUCAGUGCUGGGCUUAGGUUGCCUCUUUCUGAGAAGCAAAUCUGUUGAUUUGAGUUCUACAAUUGCAAUUCAUGAAGGAACAAAAUAUUUGGCGGCCGCCAGGAGUCUUAUUGACAUCUCUGACUGUCGCGAGCUCAUCUCUCUUCAAGCACUGUUGUGCGUGACAUAUAUCUUACACUGUUCAGGAAAGAUGUCUGUGUGUCAUUCAUACAUCGCCGCCGCGGUAGCCGCGUCGCUACAAAUAGGCCUGCACCGGUCUUUAUCAAGUGUUCUCGAUCCAGUGGAGCAGGAAACUCGUAAACGUGUCUUCUGGGCUGUGCGAAAUAUGGAGACAUAUAUCUGUGCAAUUCUAGGCUUGCCUCCGGCGAUCAACGAAGAAGACAUCGACCAAGAGAUGCCUCAAGAAGUGGACGACAUGUGCAUUGCACCGUAUGGAAUCAUGGCUUGCCAGGUGCAGCAACUGCCGGCAAUGACAGCUGUAAACGCACAUACUAGGCUCGUUCAGAUCUUCGCUAAGAUCUUGAGAUACGUAUACCCUGUGCGUCAUGGGAGUGUUGGCCUAGCCAACGGUGCCAACCGACCCGGUGAAUACCGAGUGAGCUACAGAAGAGUGUGUGAGGUUGAGCACGAGCUAAAACUGUGGUGGGUAAACCUACCAUGGGAGCUCUCGAAUGACAACAACAGAAUUCUAAAGCCUCUUAGGAUUCAAAGAGAGCUUCUGUCCAUCGCAUACGCACACGCGCGACUGAUCCUCUACCGGCCCUUUUUGCUGAACUUCUCUCAUCAUACGAUGAGAAAUCAGUCGGAUGUACGAGCCUAUACCUAUGCAAUGGCAUGCUUAUAUGCCAGUCACGACGUGAUCAUUGGUAUGAAAAACAUGAAGAAAGUGGAUAUGCUUAAUGGACCUUACUGGUUUACAAUAUAUUCUACGUUCUUCGCCGUUACCUCGUUGAUCUCCUACGCCUGGGAACGGGCCCGAGACGAAGGCGUUUCUGGGGUUCUCAGAGAUGCUGAAAUCGGUCGAGAUAUUCUAUCCGAGUUGGGCCAACGAAGCAUAGCGGCCGCAAGAUGCAGCAAAGCGCUGGAGGUGCUAUUCGAGGUCCUUGGUAAGAAACUAUGCGAGAAUGGAGAAGCCAGAGGAAGAAUGAGUGAAGCUGCAGAGCCGGUGACUAUGUGUACAGGCCCAGAAGGGGUGACAGAGAACGUUGUCCACGACUAUCAUCCAAGACCAGAGCUUACAGGCUUCACCGGGAUGGGCCAACUAAACUCAGUAUAUUACCCAGGAGCUUCUAGGCACGAGGAAUGCUCGUCAAGCUCAAAUUUUUAUCCACACGACGCUGGCGCAACUACUCCUGGAAGCAGUUUCACGCCUGCAAGAGACUUUAGCUUCGAGGCCGCUCAGCUACACCCACCCUCUUACAUGGAUUCUCCUAUGCCCACUGCUCCUCGAAUCAGCUUUCCACAUCCUUCGAGUGCGAAUCCCCAAACGCCCUACUCUCCUCAGGAACAGAAACAGCUAUUUUUUUCCGAUUCCACAGCUGCGUUUCCGGUAGAUGAGAGCGCAGCCGCGGAGGAAGUUGAUUUCACGAUCGGCUCCGGUCCCUCUCUUAAUCCGGCCACUUGGCCCGCGUUCGACCUCAGCAGAGUCGAAAACAGUGGCUGGGGGGGAGGUUUCCUUGGACAACUUUCCAGGGCGCCCCUCCAUAGAGCCGUUCACGGGGCAAGUUGGACGAAACCCAACGAUGCGAGAUAG
Messenger RNA from Cladophialophora bantiana CBS 173.52, 3969 nucleotides. RefSeq lists its product as uncharacterized. The transcript is spliced from 8 exons. Gene Ontology annotation, biological process: positive regulation of transcription by RNA polymerase II; DNA-templated transcription. The record is from RefSeq and is a predicted model, not a curated record. Gene Ontology annotation, molecular function: sequence-specific DNA binding; oxidoreductase activity; FAD binding. Gene Ontology annotation, cellular component: nucleus. Bases 1 to 3969 code for a protein of 1322 amino acids. Lineage: Eukaryota; Fungi; Ascomycota; Eurotiomycetes; Chaetothyriales; Herpotrichiellaceae.